AUGGAUGCUCAGAAGGGGACGCCCUACAUUUUGGCCCAGCCGGCCAGGGAACAACGCAGGGUCCGGUUGUCGUCAAGCGACAUUGAGACAGAACCUGCGCUGGAGCUCCUCAUUCAACGUACCUCCCCUGCAGCGCCUGGAAGCAGCGGGUCUCACAGACCAGAUGGGACCACCUCGCACCUCGUACCAGCCUCAAAAGACGUCUCCAACCAGCACCUGGUAGCUGCUGCACGACGCCGUCAGCAAUUGCGACAAGACAAGGGCUUCGAGGCUGAGUUGGACCACCGGCGGCCAGAGGAGCUGCAGCGACGGCCAGACGGGAUGAUGGCGUUCGCUCGUGGUGGCCGAGAUGCAGCGCAGGCGACGCGAUUGAAGUCGACCUUUCGAUCUUGCUUUUUGACCUGCGCCGACUUGGGCGAUUGGAAGGCGUUUUCUCUUUAA
Messenger RNA from Durusdinium trenchii, 441 nucleotides. The record is from the annotation of a GenBank genome assembly. NCBI's taxonomy places the organism in Eukaryota, Dinophyceae, Suessiales, Symbiodiniaceae.